AUGGCUCAGCACCGUGAUGGUGAAAGACGAGAUGCUACAGAAGAGGAGGUCAAGGAGCUGCGGCAUGUUGUUGACUCAGUUUCAAUGGCUGUUUGGGUCGCACUCAUCGCUAAUGCCACCGAGAGAUUCACUUUCUAUGCUGUGACAACACCAUGGCAAAAUUACGUUCAGAAUCCAGCUGAUAGCGUCGCCGUCCCUGGUGCUUUGGGUCUAGGACAGGCGACAGCCACCAACAUCACAAGUGCAUUUCUCUUUUUAAGCUUCAUUUUGCCAACAGUUUGGGCUAUCAUCUCGGACACAUGGCUUGGGCGAUAUAAGACUUUGUGUCUGAGCUACUUCUUGAACUUUUGUGGAUGUUUGAUCAUCUUUGUUACCUCGCUCCCAGCCUUUGGCCAUUCCCAGAUCAUCAAGGUUGUGGGAUUGGCGUUUGCGAUGAUCAUACUCGGAAUUGGGACUGCGGGUGUAAAAGCUACUGCCUCCCCAUUCAUAGGUGAUCAAUACGCCGAAACUGCGCCUCACGUGUUCACCAACAAGAGAGGCGAGCGUGUCAUUGCAGACCGGGCGCUUACACUGCAGUAUAUUUACAAUGUGUCAUACUGGUUUACAAACAUAGCAAGCUUAUCACUUGUAGCAUCGACCUAUUUGGAAAAGCUUGUUGGGUUUUGGGCUGCUUAUCUCCUACCACUUUGCGCGACCUGGACCUUGGUACCGUUACUUCUUUUCUUUCACAAGUUGCUUGUCAAACAGAAACCUCAGGCGAACAUCCUUCCCCGUGCUUCCCGCGUUAUUGUGACUGCAGGAAGAAACAAGUUCAACUGGGAAGCUGCUACACCAGUUUACCAGUCGGAGAAGUUUGGCCGCAAGGUCGAAUGGGAUGACAAAUUCGUUUUUGAGAUUAAGCGAGGUCUUCAAGCUUGUAAGGUUAUGGCGUGUUUUGUACCAUUUCAUCUUUGUAUGAAUCAGAUCACAAACAACCUUGUCUCACAAGCUGGACAGAUGAGGCUCGGUGGCAUUCCCAACGACACCAUUCAAGCUCUAAACUCUAUCGCUUGCGUAUUACUUGGCCCUAUCAUGCAGAGAUAUGUUUAUCCCAUCGUUCGUGGUCGAGGCUUCGCUUUUGGCCCCAUCGCGCGCAUCACAUGGGCUUUCAUCAUGAUGAGCACAGCAAUGGCGUAUGCGGCUGGAGUUCAGAAACUCAUCUACACCAAGGGACCAUGUUAUGACAAACCCUUGCAGUGUGAAAAGUCGCCCAACGACGUGAGUGUCUGGAUUCAGUCGCCUGUGUACAUUCUUCUUGGAGUUGGUGAGAUUCUGGGCUUCACAACUCUGGCCGAGUACAGCUAUUCUGAGGCUCCGAGAAACAUGCGAAGUUUGGUACAGGCCAUGGCCCAACUAAGUUCAGGCGCUGGCUCUGCACUUGGAAUGGCAUUUUCACCAUUGUCGAAGGACCCGCAAAUUCUAUAUCUCUACACGGGCUUGUCUGUAACGAUGAUUACUACGGCACCUACAUUCUGGCUACUGUUCCGUGCUUAUGAUGAUAGAGUAUUUGAAGAUGCACAUUCCAGCGAUGAGGGGAGUAACCAGGCAGCAGAUCCAAUGGUCCCUGGUCCAUCUCAAGUUGCUCAGAUAGCAGAAAAGGGUGACGGCGUCAAGGCAUCUGCUUAA
Molecule: messenger RNA, 1665 nt
Organism: Fusarium poae
Lineage: Eukaryota; Fungi; Ascomycota; Sordariomycetes; Hypocreales; Nectriaceae
Exons: 6
Coding region: 1-1665 (554 amino acids)
Biological process (GO): transmembrane transport
Cellular component (GO): plasma membrane; fungal-type vacuole
Molecular function (GO): tripeptide transmembrane transporter activity; dipeptide transmembrane transporter activity
Source: RefSeq, a predicted model, not a curated record